Branchiostoma floridae (Florida lancelet) is the source of this 2167-nucleotide messenger RNA. Its product is annotated as zinc finger protein 525-like. The transcript is spliced from 2 exons. The record is from RefSeq and is a predicted model, not a curated record. Lineage: Eukaryota; Metazoa; Chordata; Leptocardii; Amphioxiformes; Branchiostomatidae. The coding region runs from base 182 to 1294 and encodes 370 amino acids. Gene Ontology annotation, molecular function: RNA polymerase II cis-regulatory region sequence-specific DNA binding; DNA-binding transcription factor activity. Gene Ontology annotation, biological process: regulation of transcription by RNA polymerase II.
CUGACCACGACUUCCUUUUGCGAAAAGUGGCCAACGGCGUGGCGUGGUUUGGUCUGCGGAGCCGAGGUUGUCAUUUUCGAAGCGAAGAUCUCAACUUUCGCGGUGUUAGAGGGCCAACUGGCGAUUUUGUGCGAAGCUACAGCUUUCAGGCUUGUUCAGAAGUUGUACUGGAUAUACGAGGAUGGCAUCAACAAGCAACGUGGAGAGUUUGGAUGACGUCAGGAGAAGGGCAAACCAUGAUUUGCUUGUGCGAUGUGGAAGAGAGGAAAAAUCCUACAGGUGUGAGGUGUGCAGCAAACAGUUCAGUGAGCUGGGUAAUCUAACGAGUCAUAUACGGACUCACACGGGCGAGAAACCCUACAGGUGUGAGGAGUGCAGCAGGCAGUUCAGUCAACUGAGCAGUCUGAAGAAGCACAUGCGGACUCACACAGGGGAGAAACCCUACAGGUGUGAGGAGUGCAGCAGACAGUUCAGUCAGCUGGGUGAUUUGAAGAAACACAUGAGGACUCACACAGGGGAGAAACCCUACAAGUGUGAGGAAUGCAGCAGGCAGUUCAGUCGGCAGAGUCAUCUAAAGACUCACAUGAGGACUCACACAGGGGAGAAACCAUAUAGGUGUGAGGAGUGCAGCAGACAGUUCAGUCUGCUGGGUGAUUUGAAGAAACACAUGCGGACCCACACAGGGGAGAAACCCUACAGGUGUGAGGAGUGUAGCAAGCAGUUCAGCCGACUAGAUAAUCUGAAGACUCACAUGCGGACUCACACAGGGGAGAAAUCCUACAAGUGUGAGAAGUGCAGCAGGCACUUCAGAACGAUGAGUCAGUUGAAGAAUCACAUAAAAACUCACACGGGCGAGAAACUCUACAGGUGUGAUGAGUGCAGCAGGCAGUUCAGAACCCCGAGUCAUCUAAAGAGUCAUUUGUGGACUCACACAGGGGAGAAACCCUACAGAUGUGAGGAGUGCAGCAAACAGUUCAGUCAGCAGAGUCAUCUGAAGACUCACAUGCGGACUCACACAGGCGAGAAACCCCACAAGUGUGAGGAUUGCAGCAGGCAGUUCAGUCAGUUGAGUCAUCUAAAGAGACACAUGCAGACUCACACAGGGGAGAAACCCUACAUGUGUGAGGAGUGCAGCAGGCAGUUCAGUCAGCUGGGUGGUCUUAAGAGCCAUAUGCUGACUCAUACAGGGGAGAAACCCUACAGGUGUGAGGAGUGCAGCAGGCAGUUCAGUAAACUGGGUGAUCUAAAGAGACAUAUGCAAACUCACAAGAGUGAGAAACCCUUAAUGGGGUAGCAGGCAGUUCACAGUUUUGUAACAGAUGUUUCAUUUAGGUGAUCUGAAAAGACACAUAUGAACUCAUGGGAGAAGAACCCUGCAGGUGUGAGGAGUGCAACAUGCAGUUGCAACAUAUCAGCUAGGUGAUAUGAAAAUACAAAAACUCAUAAGCAUGAAAUCCUACUGUACAGGUGUGAGGAGUGCAGCAGGCAGUCAGCAGACUAAUAUGAAAAGACACAUGCAAACUCAAGGUGUGAGGAGUGCAGCAGACCAUUCAGUUAACCAGGUUGUCUUAGAAAGUAGAUAGCCUGGUAUCCAACCGUAUUAUAGCUCUGAGUCGCUUCUGUCCUCUCUGCAAAUAUUAUUUGCAGAGAGGACAGAACUAAAGCUAUAAUACGGUGGAUACCAGGCUAGAAAGUAGACUGACCAGUAACAAAGUGUAGAAAUCACUUGAGAUGUUGUUCAGAUAGUGAAUUCAUGAUCUAAGCAGAUCCUACUGUAGCAUAUUAAAGCUAGUAUCAAAAGCUGAGUGAAGUGGCCUUGGAGUAUGUUUCCUAUUCUUAAUAUGCUACUGUAGGAUCUUCUUGGAGAUUAGUGAAUUUGAAGGAUUGCAUGCAAGUUCUUUUUUUAUUAACAUUUUGUUUUCACAUUGUAUACUAGUACUCAACUGAUAAAUUAGCUUUUAUGUAUAUUCUUAAAUCAUUCAUAAGUAUUGAGUUGUUUAAUUGUGGUAUUAGUAAUCUUGUAGAUAUUACUACUUAAGGUCCUAGUCACUAAGUAUUGUGUUUGCCUAUUAAAUUCAUUCCUUCAAGUUAUUUUGGUUCCCAAGUUUAGCACCAUGUUCUUUUGUAACAGAGUUUGUUUUGUUGCCUAUUAAACUUGUGCACUGUG